GGAGCGGCGCUCCGGCGGCGGCGCGAGUUGGGAAGGUCCACGGAGAGCCAGGAGCCAACAAGUCAUCUCAGCGCCAACAAGUCAUCUCAGCGCCUAAAUGAGGUGUUAAAUCUGAUCUGUCUGUCUGAAACUUGUCCGGGGAAGAGUCCAAACAAAAAUGGCAGAAAAGGUGAACAACUUCCCGCCGCUCCCCAAGUUUAUCCCUCUGAAACCCUGUUUCUACCAGAAUUUUGCCGAUGAAAUCCCCAUCGAUUAUCAGACCCUGGUGAAGAGAAUCUACCACGUUUGGAUCUUCUACUGCAUCACGCUCGCCGUGAACGUCAUCGCCUGCCUGGCGUGGUGGAUCGGGGGYGGCUACGGGGUCAAUUUUGGCCUCGCCAUCCUUUGGCUCCUUCUCUUCAGUCCCUGCGGCUACGUCUGCUGGUUCCGACCUGCCUACAAAGCCUUUCGGUCGGACAGCUCCUUCAACUUCAUGGCCUUUUUCUUCAUCUUUGGCGCGCAGUUUGUCCUCGCGGUCCUCCAAGCAAUCGGUUUCUCAGGAUGGGGAGCGUGCGGAUGGUUGGCAGCCGUGACUUUCUUUAGCACCAACGUCGCAGCCGCCGUGUUCAUGCUCUUUCCUGCCGUCAUGUUUACAAUGUCAGCAGUCGCGAUGCUCUUCUGCAUUUUAAGGGUACACAAAAUCUACCGAGGGGCUGGUGGGAGCUUUCAGAAAGCUCAGGAUGAAUGGAACAGCGGCACAUGGAGGAACCCCCCCAGCAGGGAGGCCCAAUACAACAAUUUUUCUGGAAACAGCCUGCCAGAGUAUCCCACGGUGCCAAACUAUCCCCCAGGAAACCAAUGGCCUUAAGCUGCAAAACUGCCUGGAUUCUUUUUUUU
Nothoprocta perdicaria is the source of this 876-nucleotide messenger RNA. RefSeq names its product secretory carrier membrane protein 4 (gene SCAMP4). The coding region runs from base 158 to 847 and encodes 229 amino acids. Gene Ontology annotation, cellular component: recycling endosome membrane; trans-Golgi network membrane. Lineage: Eukaryota; Metazoa; Chordata; Aves; Tinamiformes; Tinamidae. The transcript is spliced from 8 exons. The record is from RefSeq and is a predicted model, not a curated record. Gene Ontology annotation, biological process: protein transport.